This is a messenger RNA of Aureobasidium vineae, 1434 nucleotides long. Lineage: Eukaryota; Fungi; Ascomycota; Dothideomycetes; Dothideales; Saccotheciaceae. The record is from the annotation of a GenBank genome assembly.
AUGCAGCCAUCAUCACGAGGAUUCGCAGCUCCGGGCCAAAUGCGCCGUCCUACGGGACCUGCAGGCCAUCAGGCACAUGCGCCAGCAGUCUCACAGGCCGCCCAAGCACAGCAACAACAGGAAGAGCUCCGUCGCCGCGAAGCUGCCCGUAGACAGGCUCGCAAGCCUACCGACCUCGACAUUGACGAUGACCUGGCCGAAGCUACCAUUACCGAUGCCGCCAUCCUAUACCGCAAGCUACGCGACCAGGAGAAAAGAUUGGAUGCCAUCAUGACAAAGAAGCGCCUGGACAUCCUGGAGGGUACGUCUGGCCAGAUGCCUUCUGAAGGUGUGCUACGCUUGUUCGUCAGCAAUACGGCCGAGGGACAGCCAUGGCAGAUGGCUAACGAUGGCAACGCUGGUUUCAACGAGGACGGUACUUUCGACUUCGCAGACAACAACCAGGCCCGCUAUCGCGUCAAGAUCGAAGGCAAGCUGCUCGAGGGCUCGGACGAUAUCCUCGAGGAUUCGGAGCUCAAGUCGACUUUACCACCCAUGGCUCCUAUCAAGAUGUCGCAUUUCUUCAAACGCGUCACGGUCGACUUCAACCGCCCCGCCGCCCUACAAUCAAACGACUUCAACAAGAUUGAAUGGCUGAAGAAGGACGGUGAGCCCGACGUCGACUGCAUCGCCUUUGGUCGCAAGAGCGACGAAGAGCUCCAGGUCACAAUCAAUCUCUACCUUGACGAGCAGCCCGAACGUUUCAAGCUGAGCCCACCGCUCGCUUGGAUCCUUGACAUGGACACAGCCACGCGCGCCGACGUCGUCCAGGGAAUCUGGGACUACGCUCGCUUGUUCAAGCUGACUGAUCCCGAAGACGAGCGUCGUGUCACCUGCGACGAGACCCUCAGGCAACUCUUCCGUCACGAAACCCUUUUCUUCCCCAACCUUCCAGAGCUCAUUCUAGAGCACCUCUCUCCUCUCGACCCCAUCAAGCUUCCUUACACGAUCCGUAUCGACAAGGACUACAUCGCUCCUGAAGACGAAUCUAUUCAGCCGUCAAAAUACAUGAUCUGGGACGUUCGAGUCAAGGUUCCCAGCACCACAAAGCGCCUGAUGCAGGCCAUCAUCUCGUCACCAAGACACAUGGCCAAUCUCAAGAAGAUCACCCAGGUCAAUGACGACACGGCCCUUUUGCUCGAAAAGGCUCGCCAUCUCAAUUCCAAGCGCAAGUUCUUGCUUUCACUCUCCCGUGACCCGGCCACAUUUGUCAAGCGUUGGACCUCGAGUCAACAACGCGAUCUCGAAAUCAUUCUUGCCGAGGCUGGCAGAGGUGGGGGUGAUGAAGGUUAUGCUGGUGAAGAGUUCCGUAGAGGUGGCAAGGAUGGUGCAUGGGGAACAGAUCUUGCUCGUGAAGCCGUGGGCUUAUGGCUUGCAAGGCAGAAGAAUCACUAG